Molecule: messenger RNA, 11592 nt
Organism: Dunckerocampus dactyliophorus (ringed pipefish)
Lineage: Eukaryota; Metazoa; Chordata; Actinopteri; Syngnathiformes; Syngnathidae
Product: inositol polyphosphate-4-phosphatase type I A-like
Exons: 27
Coding region: 381-3446 (1021 amino acids)
Cellular component (GO): cytoplasm
Molecular function (GO): phosphatidylinositol-3,4-bisphosphate 4-phosphatase activity
Source: RefSeq, a predicted model, not a curated record
GCAGGAGGCGGAACUAGCCGGGCUGUCACUUCUGGUGCUGCAGUCUGAAAGGUGCUGUGGCGACGUCAGACUCCUCAAAACACUGCUCUUUUUUUUCCCCAUAUACAGCGGAUUCCACUCUUUUAUGUUGAAAAGGAGCAUAUCGUGAUCUCCUGUUUGUCGAUACUCCUUACAAUCCUGUUCGACCUUUCUGGAGAAAACCGUGAGUCCAUUCAAAAGGACAUAAGUUGUGGCAUAUUGCAUGAGAGGCCAGCCGCUUCCAGGAGCAACCGUGGAGCCACACGGGGGGAAGGACCAAGUCACAUGGGAGUGUGUGACGGUACCUGCAUAAGGCUUUGUGUUCAGGCCUCCCGCCAUCGCCCGCUCUUCCCCGAACCAGCAUGGCAGGGAGCAGAGAGCGCGGUGGCCGGGCCCAGAGGCCGUGGUCGGUCUACCGGGCCAACACAUUUCAGCUGUCCAGCGAGAUGAUUGGCUUGGCCCUUGCAGGAAACUGUCAGGACCCUGAUGAACCAGUGCUCGAAUUCAGCGUCGCCUGCACAGAUCUUUUGACUCCUGCUUUGGAUCGGAAGCCCAACAGUUUUGUAACCGUGAGCUGCACAACGCCACCGCAGGCCUUCUGGACCAAAUACGCCCAGACGGAAGUCAUAGAGGGUACCAGCAACCCCAUAUUCCUCAGCAGCAUCGCAUUCUUCCAGGAUUCAAACAUCAACCAGCAGACGCAGGUUAAACUGGCCGUCUAUGACGUGAAGGACCGCUCCCACGGCACGAUGUACAUGUUGGGCUCAGCACUUUUCCCUGUAAAGGAGUUGUUGCAGGAAAAAGAGCACAGAUUAGAGCUGGACCUCAGGUCAGCGGAGAACAAGAGGGUGGGGAACAUCUCUGUGGCCGCUUGGCAAUUGGACGAGAAAGCAGAUCAGAGAAUUUCCGUCAGCCGCCUUCCGGACAGCAACAAUGGCCGGACAAUGCUUGCUGUUGACGAGAGCCUGUCAGAAGCGAUGGGAGUGCGAAUCAAGUACGCCUCGCUGAGCAGAGACACUCUUCUGCGUUCAGUGUUUGGAGGCACAAUGUCCAGGAUGUACCGCUUCCCCACAACAAAUGCCAACCACCUGCGGGUGCUUGAGCAGAUGGCCGAGAGCGUCUUGUCCCUGAACAUCCCCAGACAGUUUGUCAAACUGCUGCUGGAGGAGGACACGGCUCGGGUUGGUGAGCUGGAGGAGCUGGGAGAGCUGUCGCCUUGCUGGGAGAACCUGCGGCGACAGAUUGUCGCACACUACCAAGCCAUCCUCGUCUCGUACCACGAAACACUCGCUGACCUCAGUGACUACAAAGGUCCGUCAUUCAAAGCCAGCAGCCUGAAGGCAGACAGGAAGAUGGAGUUCAUGUCGACCAAUCUGCACAUUCAAAGGAUGAGGGUGCAGGAUGAGUUUGGCUUUGAGCACACGUAUGAUGUCGUUACCAUCGGCGCACCGGCUGCGCACUGCCAGGGCUUUAAAAAUGGUGGCCUGAGAAAACUCACACAGAAGUUUGAGGAAGCAAAGAAACACGCAUAUGAGGAGGUGUGCAGCACCCUCUCCAGCUCGCAGUCCAUCGUCUUCAUACCUCAGGAUGUGGUCCGAGCCAAAGAGAUCAUCUCCCACAUCAACACAUUGAAGACGCAGGUCAAUUAUUAUGCAGAGAGGCUUUCUAGAGCUGCAAAGGACCGCUCUGCCAGCGGAAUUGAAAGGACACUUGCCGCGCUGGCUGAUAAGACUCGACAGCUGGUGACGGUGUGUGACUGCGAGCUGCUGGCGUCUGCCAUUCAGGCCCUGAACGCGGCACGGCCCGAGUACAUCGCCUCCAAAUCGUCUCCCUCCGCCGAUUCAGAGCAAGUAGUUCUCCGUAAUGACCAGGACACGCUACUCGCCAAGUGGAGUGGCAACAAUAGUCGAUCAUCACUGCUUGUAGACUGGCAUGAGAAGGAGUGGGAGAAAGUGUGGCUGAAUGUGGACAAGUCUCUGGAGUGCAUCAUCCAGCGAGUGGACAAGCUGCUGCAGAAGGAGAGGAAUCCUGGCGAUGGUGGUCAAGACCGAGUACACGCAGACCUGCAGGGCGGCGCCCGUAAGAAGGGUGACGGAAAACGCCAAGCUUUCUGGAUCAACCCGGGAAGUUCAUUGCUGGAGUUUCCAUCAUCAUUAUCAUCAUCAGCAUCACCUCCCUCAUCAUCAUCCUCUUUGCCUGCUAUCUCAUCUGCAUGCCUUCCCAGCCCUGACCAAGGCAGCUUGCCCGCUAGUCACUCAUACUGCUCCUCGUCCUUUCUUCUCGACGGGAGCCCUAAUGUCGAGGAGGCGUACCCAGGCGAGUGGAGCGAGGCGUUGUACCCUCUCCUCACCACGCUCACCGACUGUGUCGCCAUGAUGAGCGACAAAGCCAAAAAGUCCAUGGUCUUUCUGCUCAUGCAGGACAGCGCUCCCACCAUCGCUAUGGACGUUUCUCUGCAGUACCGUCGCGAUGUCGUCUUCUGCCAGGCGCUCACUGCUCUCAUCUGCGGCUUCAUUAUCAAACUGAGGAACUGUCUCCGUGACGACGGAUUCCUUCGACAGUUGUACACCAUUGGCCUGCUGGCUCAGUUUGAGUCCCUCCUCAGCACCUACGGAGAGGAGUUGGCAAUGUUGGAGGACAUGAGCGUCGGGGUCAUGGAUUUGCGAAAUGUCACCUUUAAGGUCACACAGGCGACAGGCAGCUCUGCCCUCGACAUGUUGCCAAUCAUCACCGGCAACCGUGAUGGCUUCAAUGUUCGCAUCCCCUUGCCGGGAACCAUGUUUGAUGCGUUGCCUCGGGAGAUCCAGAGCGGAAUGCUGCUCAGGGUCCAGCCGGUGCAUUUCAACAUUGGCAUCAAUGAACAGCAGACGCUGGCAGAGAAGUUUGGAGACACAUCCCUUCAGGAGACCAUCAACAUGGAGAGUUUGACCAGGCUCAAUUCUUACUAUGAACAGUUUAAAGAAGUGCUGCCUGAGGACUGCCUCCCGAGGUCUCGUUCUCAGACUUGCCUUCCGGAGUUGCUCAGGUUUUUGGGGAAGAACGUGGAGUCAAGGAAAAACAAGAAUGUGGACAUCCUAUGGCAAGCAGCCGAGAUCUGUCGCCGGCUUAACGGGGUUCGUUUCACCAGCUGCAAAAGCGCCAAGGACCGGACGGCCAUGUCGGUCACGCUGGAGCAGUGUCUCAUCCUGCAGCACGAGCAUGGCAUGGCGCCGCAGGUCUUCACUCAGGCCCUGGACUGUAUGCGCAGCAUUGGGACGAGGGAGGGGGUGAUCCAGAAGAACCUGAGUGGUUUACUGCCGGUGCGGGACUUCCGCAUGGACCCCAGCCUCCUGUACUCUCUGCCCCUGCUGGCCCUCAGCCCCAACCUUCUGGUGGUGUGGAUCUUCCUCAGCGUGGCGUUUAUCCUGGCAAGACUCCGCUGCAGCUGAGCGGCUUUGAACGGCCCAAUCAGUCGAGUCGGGCUUGUGUUUUUUAUUUAUAAUACUCCCCACGAGGAGGGGUCAGUUGAUGCAAUUCUGGACCUGGGCCGCUGUCUAGCAUUAGCUAUGCUGCAUGUUCAAGUGAUGUCUUGUGCACAGGAACAUUUUCUGGUUCCUGCCAAAUUUACCGACCGUAUUACCGUAUUUACCGUAUUAGUAUGUAUUGAUAAUACAGGUGGUCCUCGGGUUACCUUCCUAAAGAGUGAUGUCAGUCGGAUCGUAUACCUUAAUGACAAUGAGGGAAAGGCUUCUUGAGACGUCAUCUGUACUUCUGUGAAGAAUGUGUCAGACGUUUCGCUCCUCAUCCGAAGAGCUUCGUCAGCGAUGACACUCACAGUGUGACAGAACACAUGAAGCACAUGUACAAUACCAUAAUAAAAAGAUUAAACACCAGAAUUAAAUGAGGAGACAUAAGGACGUAGAAAAAGCAGGAGGAAAAAUAAAGCCAUCUUUAAGCCUUCUCCUGAAUCAACAUAAGGCUCCGUGAUAUUGACUCUGGUCUUCUAGCCAAUAGUAAGACGACUGUGCUGCCGCUUUCUUCGGAGCAGAUCCUUUAACAUGCUCAAGGACACCAUCUAUAUCUUCAUGAUUGUCGUGACAGUCGAUUGGUUAAGACAGGGGUGUCCAUACUUUUUCCAGUGUGACCCUCAUUGUGAAAAAUGUAAAGAUGCAAGGGCCUCUUCGAUAUUUUGUAAAGCAACACAUGUAGAUAUGCUAAGAAAAACUGCAUGUCAGCUUUGUGAUAUAGGUGAAAAAGUCCCCAUUUUUGCUUUUAAAAAAAAAAAAUCAAAAUAUUUCAACUGUCUUCUAAAAUAAUCUUUGUAAAUUUUCUUCUUGUAAUAUUAGGACUUUAUACCCACAAUAUUUUGACUAUAAUUCUAUAAUAUAAUUUUUCCCCAAGUUUAUUUUGUCUCUCAAACAACUGUAAAAUAGCAUGUUUUUUCUUUAAUAUUUCAACUAUUUUUCCUCAUAAUAUAACGAGUUUAUUCUCGUAAAAAAUUGCCAUUUUUUUCUUGUUGGAAUACAUUUUUGUCUUAAUACUGUAUUUUGGGUUAUUUUUGUAGGUCUGUUUUUUCUGCCUUUUUUUUUUUUAUGUUCCAACUAUUUCAACUUUCUUCUUGUAAUUCUGACUUUAUUCCCAUAAUAUUUUGAUGUUAUUCUCGUCAUAUUAUAACUUUUUGCACAACCUAAUUUUCCAAAAAUUUCACCCUAAUUAGUUUUUUCAUUUGUUUUUCAUAAAAAAAAAAUGUAAGCAUCUUUCUUUAAUAUUUCAACUUAACUACUAAAUUUACUACUAAAAUGAUGUUAUUUUUCCUCAUAAUUUAGAUUCUCUCUCUUAAUAUUUUGACUUUAUUCUUUUAAAAAUUACUGUUGAUUUUUCAAUUUUUGCUGUUUUUUUUUUUUUUUUUUUUUAAUUAAAUUACUAUCUUUAGAAUGUGCCGCGAGCCAAUGACAAACACCUUUGGGCCGCACUUUGGACACCCCUUGGUUUAGACCAAAUUUUACCACCAAUAUUUGCGCGUGUUUCUUCUCCCUCUGGAACUUUUUGUGACUCCCAUGAUGAUGGCUUUCCUUUUUUUUGGUGCACAGCUGCUUGGGAGACAUUGGGUCAGUUCUACCAAAAGAGCCUGCCUUCCGCCUGGGAGAUAUAAUGAAAUUUAAAAAAGUUGAUAAGCAAUGUUAUCCACUUCGGGUAGCUGCGAAUGAGGCACCCAUUGUGUUCAUUCAUACUUGCAGCUUGCAGCAAGUGCUGAAACUAGUAGAGUGUUUACGGACUAAUAUUCAUUUUUGUAUUAAUUUAUGAGAGAAUAUUUGCAACCACAAAACACGGUAACCCAAAGACCACCUGUACAGUGUCAGAACUUGGUCAAGGGCCCUAUCCUACAUAUGCAACUUUUCAAACUUAUGUUUAUGUUUAAAAUGUUGUAGAUUAUGUGGAAGUGACCUAUCAUGAGGUUGUGGUUUCAUUUUUAUGCCGCUCCUAAGUCUUGUAAAUGGCUGGGUGUGAUAACCUAACGAGCUUUCCACGAUAUCACAACUUUAGGAAGUCCAUGUAUGGCAACUUGUCGACUUUUUCUUGAAAAUGGCAGCCAGAAAGUGUUUUUUUCGGAUGUAAGAGUUCCCAAGGAAACUGGAGUAAAGCAGUAAUUGGAAGAUUUUGUUUUUUCUAGGGAGCUAAAGACUGGGGAGCUGUUUCUCUAUGCGGCUCUGAGCGGUGGCGGGGGUAGGGGUGCAGGGCUGGAGCCAACCCUUGACUCCUGACCAAUCGCAACAGAGUAGGCGUGAUUGGGGGAGGAGGCUGCAGAAUUUGAGAGUUUUGGCCAAAAGGAGCAGAAUGCAGAUUUACCCGGUACAAAACUUCUAAUCGUUCUCCACUGGGAUCCAAUAUCAUUUGAAAAGCCUCUGAAAUGAGCAGGAUAGGACCCCUUUUGCCUUUCGACUACAGCAUAUACUGAAAAGCACUUGGAUACUUUGCAGCCUGCAAGUCGCGAUUUGAAGUGACCUUAAUGGACCGUAGUGGAUCACAGAUUUUCUGCGCGAGGUUUCCUCUUGUUGAAAGGAUUUGGCCGAGACGCCACUAAUCCACAGUGAACCUAAUGUUUAGGCAUUGAAAUCACUACUGUAGCUUUGCACAAAUCAGUUAUUAGCUUUUUACAUUCCUACUUGUCUUCCAGUUGCGUAACUUUCAUGCAAGGGUAUUUGUUUUGGUGACCAGAAGUUAACAGGACAGGACAGGACGUUUUCUGUUCUUAUAGACCAGAGGUUCUCAACUGGUCUCAAUCUGGGACCCACAUUUUCCAAUGUUCAUUUAGUAGUGACCCACUUUUGUUGAAAAAUAAAUAUUUUUAUUUUGUAAUUACUUUUUUACACUUUUAUGUAAGUCAUUUUUAUUUAUUUAUUUAUUUAUUUAUUCAUUUACUGUAUGUAUUUAAUUUAUUUAUACUUUUUAUUUAAGUCAAGCUAAGCUAAUUUUUUUUUUUAAAUCAUUGUCUCUUGACACAUUAAUACACAUAUUUACAUGUCCAAAGUGCAUUUUAGAGGAAUAUGAAGAAAAUGAGGAGGAACAUAACUGCAUUCAUACAAAUAAUGCGCCAAUGCGUCAAAAUUACACAAUAUUACACAUUACAGUUCACUGAGAACUGUGUAAUGAACAUACAGUAUUUUAGGGGUGCUCAGAUCAGGGUUUUAUGCUGCUGAUUCCGAUACCAAUCAUCCAUGAGGGAAAUUGGCCAAUGCCAAGUAACUCUAAACAUUUUUAUAAAUUUAUGGUGAGCGCUAUUGUCCAAGGGUGCCAUAUAAGGGGGAAAAGGUAGGACAAUCACAAGGUCGCCUGAAUGCCAGGGGCCCCAAAAAAUAGGUAAUUAUUAAAACGGGGAUGUGGGACCGACGUGAUUUGUUUUUCAUGGGGCCCAGAAUUCCUGGCUACACCCGUUCUAUUGGCGAUAUGUUCUGAAAAAAGGAACCAUAAAAUCACCUUAAUGUAGACAAAAGCAUAUUUUACCUUCUUUUUCAAGUGAACACUCGUUUCACUCAUGAAACUUACAGAGGAUGAGACUCCUUCUUUAAGGAGACUUUGGAUGUGAGAGUACAUUGAUGGAGCUCUAGCAUAACUUCCAGGUAGCACAUAAUGUAGGUGCACUCCAAGUGAGACAGCAGUCGGCGAACCCGGUGUCUUCCACUGCUGAGAAAGGCUGGUCAUCUAGUCUGAUUAAUUCAAUUAUUUUUCAGGUUAUUUGCUCUGCCUUCCGGCUGUGACGCACCAACCGGCAAGUGUUGUCCAGCGUUUUGGCUACCGUACAUUAGCUGCUGUUUAACUGAUGCUGCACCACGAGCCUUGAAAACUCAACACACUCUGUCAAGUGUUUGUUCUUUAAAUGCCAAAUUAAAUUAAAGCUUAUUAACUUGCCCGUGAGAUAUUUUUCAUGGCAUGUUUUUCAUUUUAUACCACUCUCACAAAUGGCAGAUAAGUUCCACACAGCAGACAUGUUUGUUUUGGCUUUGGCACGCCUGCGCAGUGUGAAGGCAAGGGGGGACGUUUCACCAAGACGUUAGAGCAAGACACUACACUGCACAUGGGGAUCUCGAUAGGCUGCAGGCUAUAAUACUACCCAGAGGUGAUCGCCUUUGGUGAUGGGUGUUGAAAGGCAUUUAUUGGCAUAUGCCGAUCAUGUGCUUUUCUACAGAAAUCGUCUGAUUGUGACUGGUGGCCGAUCCAUCUGAGCAUCCCUAAUACUGUAUACGUAUAUCAUACAGGAAGAUGACUAAAAUAUUGCUAAAUUUUACGCUUCAUUUUUUUUUUUUAAGUCAGACAUCUAAAACAUUGGUUGUUUAGUACACAUUUUAAUUUGAUUUUUGACUCGCUGUCUGCGAUCCACCCAGAAUGCAUCCGCAACCCACCAGUUGAGAACCACUGUUGUAGACUACUACAGUAUGAGUUCACUUUUAGUGCAGUCUUUCCCAGCCCUUAUUGAACCAAGGCACACAUUUUACAGUUUACAUUACCUAGGAGGUAAUGUAAAAUGUAAAAUCAUCCAUCUCGUGGAAGAGCAUUUCAUUGUUCUGCCUGUCACUACAGUAUAUGUCGCUGGCAGAGAUAGACGAACGAAAAUACAUCAUUUAUAGUGAAUAAGUAAUCAUUUUCAGACCACACACCUGAUGAUCUCUCACAGCACACAAAUGUGGUUGAGAAUCAUUGGUUUAGCAUCUCAAGGUAUAUUUACAGUCUGUAUUUUACUUAUCUGGCAGUUAUUUAAUUUGCCCACUGGGCUUAAGUAAGUGCACACGUGUGAGCAUCGAAGUAGAAAAUGGUAAACUUACUUAAACGUGUGUUUCUUAAUGAAUUAGUUCUUUUACUGAAUAUUAUUAGACUAUACAUUAGUAUUAUUACUCUCUUUGUGUUGGCAUAUGGGCAUGGGUGGGUGUGUGUGUGUGUUGGGUACAAGGGUGUAGAGGGCCUGAGGAAAUUACAGAUGGUCCUGGGGUGUUAAAUGAGUUCCGUUCCUAGAGACUGUGAGUUGUGACACGAUUCAUCAACUCUGCUUAAAUAUGUUAUAUAUUGUUUGUAAUUAUGUUCUACGUUGUUAAAUUUGUGAAAGCGAAUGGUAAGUUUGCAAAAAUGACAUUUAUAGUUCCUCGUGCCAGCCAUGACGAGGUAACUCUCGCUGUCCAGUCUUAUUUCCAGAAGCGAUGCGAUCAGAGUACUAUCACUCAGCUUCACAAACAUAGCGGUGUCUGAGACAGAGGAUGUUUACAGUGAUUACAUACAUACAUACAUACAUAUCGCUGUGAAAAGAUGUUUAUAUAACAUGUAGAAUGCCCUACAGCCUUGUUGCUGUCAUGCAAUAGUGUUUAGAAGACAUUAUGUAAACAAGACAUGACUUACUCCGUUCUCCGUUCUUGUCUUUUUUUUCCUGUGUACCACCAGAAUAGCGUCCUUUUUCAAAAUGCAUUUAUACUGUACUUUGAAGGCCAAAUGCUUCUUGCUAAGGUGUUUCUUCAAAGCAGCCAUCAGUGAAAUGAUCACUGCAAAGAACAGAACUCGAGGUGGGCGUCCAUCUGUCUCUCGUUCUCUGCACUUGCUUCGUCCAUUGCUGUCUUAAACCUUGGUCUUUUGGAAAAGAAAGCAAACUUACAGUACCACUCGGAUACUGUACACAUCCAGCAGCAACACAACAUUUUGGCAUGACUACUAUUUAGAUGAAAAAUAUACUGAACGAAUUCGCCAAUCUACCUCGAGAAGCGUUUGUUUGCUGUGCUUUAGCUGAGAUGUGUCACCCCGAUGAUGUCACUUCUGGAAAUGAGACUGAACAGCGAAAGCUAGCUUGUCAUUCAAAUACAGUGGAACCUCAAUUAGCGUACGCCCCGGUUGCUUAACCUAAAAAAAAGAUUGCCUCGGUUUGCGUACAUUUUCCAAUUAGCGUACAAUAUGCCGCACGUCUUGUCGUGUUAUUAAUACACUGCAAAGGUCCAACUGUGUUUUUUAUCGUCAAAGAUCCUUGUUAGCAGCUUGCUAAUACAUGGAAACAGGAAGUCUAUGACGUCAUCAGUGGUUGACUCUGUAGUUCUUUGCUAACUAACAAAGUCUCAAAAAUGUUAACACCAAACACAUUCAAAUAAUUCCAAAUGCAUUUUGCAUUCAUUUUUGCAUAAUUAUAAACCUAUAAAAAUGUGUUUGGUGUUAACAUUACAUUUUUGGCAUUCUGGAGCGGAUUGAUUGCAUUUACAUUAGUUGGUUAGCGUCAUUAGUACGUUCUAGAAUCAGUUUUUCCCAAAGGAAAUCAUGUAAAUCCAAUUAAUCCUUUUCACAAAGCCAAAAUGUUAACAGAAAACAACCUUUUAUAGUUUUACAUGUAGAACACAAUUAGAAGUUCAUAUGAAUACAUGUAAAUGAUGAAUGAAAGGGUAAAUGAACCUGUAAUGUUACUUUUACCUUCAUUGAAGAUGUGACAGUACCACGAUGUGGCAGCGAGACACCACAUGGACACCACCUUCCUGUUUUGCCAUGAGUUAUUUCAAGAAUUCAUUACUGGUUCUCGUGUCCAGUCUGCUUUUCUUUUGAUCAUGGCUGCAAAAUGACCAAAAAUGGAGCCAAAAAAAGUUUCUAGUGCCAGCAUUUUGAUAAAGAAGGUGAGAAACACUAUUGAAUUUAAAAAGCAACUCAUGGCAAAACAGGAAGGUGAUGGUUGAGCUUGCUCCGUGGGAACGGUCAUGUCUCCAAUGAAGGUAAAAGUAACCUUAAAUGUUCAUUUAGCCCAGGAGCGUCCAAAGUGUGAAAUGAGGGCCAUUUGCUGCCUGCGGCUGUUUUUUUUAUUGUCCUACGACACAUUCUAAAGACAGGAACAGGAAAACUUUUUUAAAAAACGGCAACAGCGAAAAUGGUAUAUUCAGCAGUAAUUUCACAAGAAUAAAGUCAAAAUAUUAAGAGAAAAAAGUUGUAAUCUAAGAAAAAGUGGUAUAUUCAUGAGAAUAAUGUCAUAUUAUGAGGAAAAAUAACAUCAUUUUUAUAGCAUAAAGUUGAAAUAUUGAAGAAAAAAUGCAAUAUGGGAAUAAAGUUAUAAUUACAAAUAGAAAAAUUUACAAGAAGAAAGUUGAAAUAGUUGGAAAGUUAAAAAAAAAACAACAACAACAGCACAACUGAAAACAGCUGUAUUUUUAGGAGAAUAAAGUCAAAAUAUUAUGCGAAAAAAUAAUGUCAUUUUAGUAGCACAGGGUUGAAAUAUUAAAGAAAAAGCUGUUUAUUUUUUGAAAGUCGUAAUGUUAUGAGAAACAAUGUUGUCAUUUUUGAAAAAUUUGGUUGGGGAAAAAGUUAUAUUAUUAUGGGAAUUAAGUCAAAAAUUUUACAGGAAUAAAGUCAGAAUAUUACGAGAACAUUUUUAAUGAAGAUUAUUUAAGAAGAAAGUUGAAACAUUUGGAAUAUUUAAAAAUGUAAGCAUGCUAACAUAAAUAGAAAAAUAGCACGCUAACAAGGACGUUUUGCGAUACAAAUAAGAACACAGUUGGACUCACAAAGUUUAUUAAUAACACAACAAGAUGCACGCCAUGUUGUACGCUAACCAGAGAAUGCACGCAAACCGAGGUUCCAACGUACUUGGUAGUCAGUUCACACCCUGUAGUUUAAGAGUCUAAUCCUUCCGUAAUACAUUUCUGUUCAUGUCCAAAUGACGUAUUUCUAUCUUGUUUGCGUCUACUGCUCACGUGUUCUCAACUACCUCUAGAAAAACUCUAGUCACUUUAGUGUGUUUAAACGAAAGCAAUGGAAAUAAGAAACAUGUAAUAAUGACAAACCGCAGAGAUAUGUAAACAUGUAAUUAAAGAGUAUGAAGUCAUCUACAGUAUGUAAAGUACAUAACAACCAUAAAUUCUCCUUGGCUUUCAUGCGUAAUGACACUAAUGAUCCAACUGAUAUCCAUAACUAAAACAAGCUAAUAUAGAUCUAAUGUUUAUUUUUAUUGAGUUAAAGAAGACAUGGAUUUUGAAGCUGCUGCUAUACAUGAAUUGUGUUUAAAUGCUUUUAUUUGAAUGUGCAGAAUAUUCAUAUAGAAGAUCUUGAGCUGGAUUAUGAUGCUUGUGCAAUAAAGCUGGAUGUAUUGCUAUA